Molecule: messenger RNA, 449 nt
Organism: Mastomys coucha (southern multimammate mouse)
Lineage: Eukaryota; Metazoa; Chordata; Mammalia; Rodentia; Muridae
Gene: Crip1
Product: cysteine rich protein 1
Exons: 5
Coding region: 102-335 (77 amino acids)
Biological process (GO): regulation of gene expression; intrinsic apoptotic signaling pathway in response to DNA damage
Molecular function (GO): zinc ion binding
Source: RefSeq, a predicted model, not a curated record
GGUCCCUGAAAAAAGCGCAGACCAGGCGGGCGCCACCCAGUCCAGAGCCUACAACCUACUUCCUUCUAGCUGCAGCCACUCGUGCAGGAUCAGGUAUCGCCAUGCCGAAGUGCCCCAAGUGCGACAAGGAGGUGUAUUUCGCUGAGCGAGUGACAUCACUAGGCAAGGACUGGCAUCGCCCCUGCCUGAAGUGUGAGAAGUGUGGAAAGACACUGACCUCUGGGGGUCACGCUGAGCAUGAAGGGAAGCCCUACUGCAAUCAUCCCUGCUACUCGGCCAUGUUUGGGCCCAAAGGUUUUGGGCGAGGUGGGGCUGAGAGCCACACUUUCAAGUAGACCGAGGUUGUGGAGACUCUCCCUACCCGCCGAGGCACGUGCCAGGCCUUACCCCCCAGACAGCAGGGCUCUCGGGAGCCCUCUGUGUCUUUAAUAAACCUGAUCUUUGGAAGA